Prunus avium (sweet cherry) is the source of this 4225-nucleotide messenger RNA. RefSeq lists its product as uncharacterized. Gene Ontology annotation, molecular function: DNA binding; ATP binding; hydrolase activity, acting on acid anhydrides, in phosphorus-containing anhydrides. Lineage: Eukaryota; Viridiplantae; Streptophyta; Magnoliopsida; Rosales; Rosaceae. Gene Ontology annotation, biological process: double-strand break repair involved in meiotic recombination; nucleotide-excision repair. The record is from RefSeq and is a predicted model, not a curated record. Gene Ontology annotation, cellular component: nucleus.
CACACCCUUAAGACAAAAAGGGUUACGCUCCCAAUUUUCCCGCCAAAACAACCCUCAUAAAAAAUCCUUCUCCACAACUCGAAUUUCCGCAACAGAGCACCCAAAAAUGGUGUCUGCGACUCCGGCAAGAAACCCUAACCCUACCCCUAAAAGCUCCAAAAAUGGGUACCAAAUCGGAGGUCUCCAGGUGGAGUUCCCGUACCAUCCGUACGGGCCCCAGCUGGCAUUCAUGAGCAGGGUCAUCUCCACUCUAGAUCGAGCUCACAGAGACGGCCAUUGCCACGCAUUGCUCGAGUCUCCUACAGGGACUGGCAAAUCGCUUUCUCUUCUGUGCUCUACUCUCGCUUGGCAACAGAAUUAUAAGUCUAAGCAUACGUACGCAAAUCUCUCGCAUUCCAAACCCGACCCGAAGGCCAUGACCGAUCCGACAGCUCACGGCGGUGGCUUUGUUCCCGAAGAGGAACCUGCAAGCGUUCAACUAUCAGAAAAGCCCAAGCCAUCCCAAUUUGUGGCAAAUAAUAAGGAUCAAAAGAAGCAGACAACGCCUACCAUAUACUAUGCAUCGAGGACGCAUUCACAAAUUUCUCAAGUCAUACGUGAAUAUCGGAAAACUUCCUACCGGGUGCCUAUGGCAGUGUUGGCUUCAAGGAGGCAUUACUGCACAAAUGCACAAGUGCAUGGGAAAGAGAAUAUUGACGAAGAAUGUAAGCAUCUUUUGAAGAACCAAGAGGUUGGAUGUCUGGAAUUUAAAAACGUACAAAAGGUCAAAGGCCAUGCAUCCCUUAAGAAAGGAGGCUGCCAUGAGGCCCACGAUAUUGAAGAUCUUGUAAAAGUUGGAAAAGUUGUGAAAGGCUGUGCAUAUUAUGCAGCUCGUUCUUUGUCAGACGAUGCAGAAUUGGUUUUUUGCCCAUAUAACUACAUCAUUAAUCCAGUCAUUAGGGGAGCAAUGGAAGUAGAUAUUAAGGGAUCCAUUGUUGUUCUCGACGAAGCCCACAAUAUAGAGGAUGUUGCUCGUGAUGCUGGAAGUGUCGAUAUUGAAGAAGACAUUUUGCACAAAUUGCAGAUGGAACUGGAGCAGCUUUGCCCAGUGGAUGUUUUGGUAUACCAACCUUUAUACGAAAUGAUACAGGGCCUCAUAAGUUGGAUUGAGCGAAAGAAAAAUAAGUUGGAAAAACGUGAAUUUCAGCACUAUGUCUCUUGUUGGACUGGUGAUAAGGCUUUGAGAGAGCUUCAAGAAGCUAAUGUAUCACAGCAGUACUUCCCAAUCUUACUUGAAUGUGCCACAAAGGCAUUCAAAGCUGCAACAGAUAAAGAGUCAGAUACACCACAUUUAAGUGGCAUGGCUGUUGUGACAUUGGAAGGAUUGGUCUCUUCACUCACUUACUUUUUUUCAAGAAAUGGGUGUCAUAUGGUUGAUUAUCAGCUUGCUUUACAACGAUAUGUUAAAAGAGAGGCUGGAUCUUCUGGGGACUGGACACAUACCUUAAGUUUGUGGUGCUUGAACCCUGCUGUUGUGUUUAAAGAUAUUGCUGAUCUUUCAUUGUCCGUCAUUUUAACAUCAGGGACUCUGUCACCGAUGAAUUCCUUUUCAUCUGAGCUUGGACUUCAGUUUGGAACAACGCUGGAAGCUCCACAUGUAAUUGAUGUUGAAUCACAGGUUUGGCCUGCUGUUAUUUCUACUGGCCCGGGUACCUUAUCAUUGAAUGCAAGUUAUAAGACAGCAGAUGAAUAUGCCUUCCAGGAUGCACUUGGAAAAUCCUUGGAGGAAAUUUUUAAGAUUGUUCCAGGCGGCUGUCUUGUGUUCUUCCCAAGUUAUAAGCUGAUGGGAAAACUAUGCAAGCGUUGGCGUGGAACAGGACAAUGGUCUCAGUUAAAUGAAAAAAAGAACCUUUUUGUUGAGCCAAGAGGAGGAGACCAGGAGGAAUUCGAUUCUGUUUUGAGGGGUUAUUACGAUUCAAUUCAUCAGGGUAAUAAACCAGUUUUUCGGAGAAAGAAAAGUGCCAACAAGACAUCGAUCAAAAAUCACUUUGCUGGAGUCCAGUGUGCAGGCAAAAAUAACACUGAUGGAGCUGCUUUUCUUGCUGUGUGCCGAGGAAAGGUUUCAGAAGGAAUUGACUUCACAGAUGACAAUGCUCGAGCGGUGAUAAUUGUCGGCAUUCCAUUUCCCAACAUAAAUGAUAUUCAAGUUGCCUUAAAGAAGAAAUAUAAUGAUACAUAUAAAUCAUCCAAAAGCCUUCUGAGUGGGAAUGAGUGGUACUGCCACCAAGCCUUCCGAGCUGUAAAUCAAGCUGCAGGACGUUGUAUUCGCCAUAGGUUUGACUAUGGAGCUGUCAUCUUAUUAGACGAACGCUAUCGGGAAGAAAGAAAUACCGCAUACGUGUCAAAGUGGCUAAAGAAAUCCAUUAGACGGUAUGAGAACUUUGACAAGUCAUUGGAGGAAUUAAAAUCCUUUUUCAGUGAUGUCAAGGAAAGGGUAAGCAAUAACAUGGUUAACGUAUCACAGACUUUUGAGACUAAAGAAGAAAAUAUUCAUUCUAUGGGUCAAAGUGAAGGAUUUACAAAAGUGAAAGAAAAGAAAUUGAAGAAAUUUGAUCCCUGCGAACAGCCAGAGAAUUCUGAGAUGAAGCAUGAUGCCCUGCUGAAAUCUCAAGAUGCUUUGGAAGUUCAGAAAUUUGUGCGAAUAAAUGAGGAUGCGGACCAUAGCAAGGAAAUUAUUGAUCCAGAAUGUCGUCUUCAGAAAGAUUCAAGGUACCCAAAGCCAUCUUUGUUUACGGCAUUCUCUGAUGCAGAUCCUGACAUUUCCAUUGUCCAGGAAACCCCUAAUAUGGAUGGUAUCAUUUCCACAUACAGUCCAGGGUACUUGAAUAAGGAUGAGAAUUCUGGUUCAACUUCAAGCACAAUUGAGGCCUCUUCUGACUUUACAGAUCAUUUGUCAUUUCAGUCAGCAUCCUUAACCAAUAGUAGCAAAGCUUCUCCAAAAGCCCAGUGUGGCUUUGCAGCUACUCCUGAAAAGAAUGUGAAUUUGAGCAUACAGAGCUCGAUGCUAGAAAUAGACUCAUAUUUGAAUUUGAGUGUAAAUUCUCAUACCCAAAAAAGGAGAAAGUCCAUGUAUUCACCGCUGGCUAACUUUGUUUGUGGACAGUGUGAUGCUCCUGAUUCCAGAAGCCCUGAUUCUACUAGUUCCGUAAGAUCAAUGGCAACUAUAGACACAAAUCGCCGAAUUGAAUUUAGUGUUGAGACUAAUUGUUCAGGACACAAAUCCAAUGUUCCUCAUGUGCUCACAACUAGUAAUUUGGUUGCUUCAUCCAUGUCCGUUGUUUGUGUAAUGGACAAAAGACUACAAAUUUCUUGCUUACUCUGCAAAACUCCAUUGGGCCUUCCUGAGAAUCAUCUAUAUCUAGCAUGCUCAAUAACUUCGUCAUCGAAAUUUCACUUAGAAUCUCUUCAUAAAGAAGUAUUGAAGUCUCACACUGGGAACACAUCCACAGGCAUACCUGUUAUCAUAACUGACAUUUCAUCAGUUGAUCAGCGACUCUGCAACAGAACUUCUGAAGGUGCUCCUCGGCAGGGUAUAUGGUGUGAAGAAGAUGGUUGUGUUUUCAGUACCAUCUUCUGCCCCUUCUGCAUUAGCCACAGUAAUUGCCUUGGAGUACAGGUCAUGGCGGCUAACGCAUCAAAUGUUCAUUUACUGAACAAGAUGCUGUUUUACUUAGAUCAGUUGCAUAUUCAAAAUCUUGAAGCGUCUAGUGACAGGGCUUCAGAAGAGAAAGAUAUCUUGCCUGUUGUUGAUCCAAGCUUGGAUAAAGCUUCUAUUCUAAAUUCCUUUGAUAAAUUCUCAUACUCCCCACUAGAGCAGAACACGGGAGGCUGGAGGACUACAAAAUCAAAGCUUAAACUACCCAAAAGACGCUUACUUCCUGAAGCAGAGGGUUAACGACAGAAAUUGUCUUCAUAUCUGAUUUUGUUACACAUAUCACCCAGGAGAUGCCAAUGUAGAUGUGCUGCCUCACAUGAUUUACAGUGUGAAUAUGAAGCUGAGACAAGGUGUUGUUUGUUUAUUACUCAGGCAACAUUCAAUCAAAAGAAGAAAAAAAGAAAAAGAGAAGAGAAAAACUAGCGAGGCAAUCUAGGUUCUUGUAAAUAAACUGUAUUUCUUUAAACUAUUGUAUACUGCAUUAACUAUAGAGUUUUGUUAUGACUAAAGUGGCAGCAGUUGAUUUUGUAU